Coccinella septempunctata (seven-spotted ladybird) is the source of this 1968-nucleotide messenger RNA. RefSeq lists its product as uncharacterized. Bases 1 to 1968 code for a protein of 655 amino acids. The transcript has a single exon. The record is from RefSeq and is a predicted model, not a curated record. NCBI's taxonomy places the organism in Eukaryota, Metazoa, Arthropoda, Insecta, Coleoptera, Coccinellidae.
AUGCGUGCUCAUUUUAUUGCAUUGGACCUUGUUGAGACCCGUAACACCACUUACAGGAACCUAUUAUUGGAGAUAUGGAACGAAAUCUGCCCAUACCGCCCGGCAUAUGCUCAACUGCUCUCCAAUAGGGUUCGAUGGAUACUUGACAACCAAAAACUAUCCCGAGCUGCGCUGGAGUGCAUUAAGACAGCCUGCUAUCCGACCAUUACGACUCAAGAGGUCACAGGCCCACCAGAGGAGUCUAGAAGGAAGUCAUCCAUCGGCAUUAGAAGGAGCGGUCUUUUCCUAAAGACGCCGGAAGAAGACACACUACAAAGAUCCUUCACUGGUAACCUGAUGAGGUUUUCGGGAGUGGCUGCGGAGAGAAGACCAAGGAUUCCGCGACUGAGGUUCUCUAGGACGACUCGCGAUAUGGUGAUGAAGGUGAACUCAAUCCUACCGGAGCACCUAGCGAACGUUGAGACGCUUGAGGAGCUGGUGGACAUAGUCUACGCGGGCGCCGUAACGGUCUCUGAAGCACUUGGGCAACGGACUGACCACCAGCAAAAUACUCCAAGAUCACCCACAGUACCUCCUUGGAAGCUGCGCCUGGAGCAAAAGAUCACAGCUAUUAGAAAGAAGAUUGGUGUAGUCCAUACUUACCUCCAUUCUGCAACUCCAAAUGUUAAGGUUAUCAAAGCCGUUAAGAAGAUAGCCUCGGAAUCCCGUAUUAAAUGCAAGGACCCGCACUUCAAAGAAAGGAUAACAGUCGUUUCCGAUCACCUGAAACAAAAAAUCAAGGCAUUAGGGAACCGUAUUAGACGAUAUAAUGAGAGGACUAAACGCUACAAGAACAACAACCUAUUUUAUAAGGACCAGAAACAGUUUUUUCGUACUCUGGAAGCAGGAGAUAAAGGGGAAAUUGGUCAUCUAGAACCCGAUAAAGCGCACAGUUUCUGGACUGAGGUGUGGUCUAGGGAAAGCACCCAUGAUGACAACGCGUAUUGGAUAGAGGAAGCACAGCAGGAAAUACCCAUACAACCUAUGGACGAAAUAAACCUGCGGCAGUCGGAUAUACCUGAAAUACUCAGGGGCUCCAACAACUGGGCAUCCCCGGGGCCUGACAAACUCCACAACUAUUGGUGGAAGUAUUUCAACAAUGUGCACGAAAAACUAGCACUGCUCCUACAAAAUGCCAUUAACAACCCUACCCUAUUACCAGGCUUUCUCACGCAGGGGGUCACUUACCUGAUCCCAAAAGAUGGCGAUAAAAAAGAUCCCAAGAACUAUCGCCCAAUAACUUGUCUUUCAUCGGUUUAUAAGAUCCUUACUGGAGUGCUCACGAAAUAUAUCAGUAGACACAUCAGAGAGCACAACUUAAUGACCAAAGAACAAGGUGGCUGCCGAGAGAAGACGAAGGGGUGUAAAGAGCUUUUAGUCAUAGAUCAUAUUGUCACCAAACAAGCGCGAAAAAAGCUCAGAAAUAUUUCCGUUGCCUGGGUAGACUACAAAAAGGCUUUUGACUCUGUCCCGCACACGUGGCUGUUGAAAUUUCUGGAGAUGCAUGGGACAGCCGGAAAGGUGAUCGAAUUGCUGGGGCACCUGAUGAAGAACUGGAGGACCUCCCUUUUCGUGCGAUCGGGAGAUGUACUGGUGGAGGCAGAACAAAUAAAGAUAAACAGGGGUAUAUUUCAGGGAGACACAUUGAGCCCCAUUUGGUUCUGUUUAGCUCUCAAUCCUCUCAGCAUAAUCCUCAACAACACCAACUAUGGAUAUGUCAUAAAUAAGAACAGGCAAGUCACCAUCUCUCACCGCUUAUAUAUGGACGACUUGAAACUCUAUGGAGCGAACUCCGAACAACUGAGAAGAAUGUUAGAGAUAGUUUCAGCUUUCAGCGAGUCAAUUGGGAUGGAGAUGGGGUUGAAAAAUGUGCCGUGCUCGAUGUCCGGAGGGGAAAAAUCGAGGAUACUACGGAGGGAGUAUCCUUGA